AUGGCUUCCUGCCCCGUGCUGUAUAGGGAGCGAGUGUUCCAGUCAGGUGACUGCGCCUACAGAAUCCCGGCCCUGCUCUACCUGCCGCAGAACAAGACCCUGCUGGCCUUUUCGGAGAGGCGCGUGAGCAAGACCGACGAGCACGCGGAACUGAUCGUCCUGCGCAGAGGAGGCUACGACGCGUCCACUCUCCAGGUCCAGUGGCACAAUCAGGAGGUGGUAGCCCAAGCCCAGCUGGCAGGUCACCGAUCCAUGAACCCAUGCCCCUUGUAUGACGAGAAGACUGGGACCCUUUUCCUCUUCUUCAUCGCUGUCCCAGGGCAGGUCUCUGAACAUCACCAGCUCCGCACGAGGGUCAACGUGACACGGCUGUGCCAAGUCACCAGUGACGACUACGGGAAGACUUGGAGCCCCCCUAGAGACCUCACUAGCACUGCCAUUGGCUCGGCCCACAGGGAAUGGGCCACCUUUGCGGUGGGCCCGGGCCACUGUCUGCAGUUGCACAAUGAGACCUGGAGCCUGGUGCUGCCUGCCUACGCUUACCGGAACCUUCACUCUCUGCGGGCGCCGUCCCCCUCCGCCUUCUGCUUCCUCAGUCACGACCAUGGGCACACCUGGCAACGCGGGCACUUUGUGGCCCAGGGCACUCUGGAGUGUCAGGUGGCUGAAGUUGGCGUUGGGAAGCAGAGUGUGGUGCAUCUCAAUGCCAGAAGCGUCCACAGGGCAAGGGUCCAGGCUGAGAGCACCAACAGUGGGCUCGACUUUAAGGAGCCCCAGCAAGUAAAGAAGCUUGUGGAACCUCCAGACGGCUGCCACGGGAGUGUCAUCAGUUUCCCUAGCCCCCACGCAGGGUCAGCCUCCUCGGACAAGUGGCUGCUCUACACACACCCAACUGACCCAAAGCAGAGGUCCAACCUGGGUGUGUACCUCAACAAACAGCCCCUGGACCCUGAGGCCUGGUCGGAGCCUUCACUGCUGGCCACGGGCAGCUGUGCCUAUUCAGACCUUCAGAGCAUGGGGUCUGGGCCCGAUGGGUCCCCUCAGUUUGGGUGUCUGUAUGAAUCCGACAAUUACAGGGAGAUCAUCUUCCUCUUGUUCACCCUGAAACAAGCUUUCCCGGCUGAGUUUUAA
Orycteropus afer afer is the source of this 1131-nucleotide messenger RNA. It is a transcript of the gene NEU2, whose product is annotated as neuraminidase 2. NCBI's taxonomy places the organism in Eukaryota, Metazoa, Chordata, Mammalia, Tubulidentata, Orycteropodidae. Gene Ontology annotation, cellular component: lysosome; membrane; cytoplasm. The transcript has 2 exons. Gene Ontology annotation, biological process: ganglioside catabolic process; oligosaccharide catabolic process. Bases 1 to 1131 code for a protein of 376 amino acids. The record is from RefSeq and is a predicted model, not a curated record. Gene Ontology annotation, molecular function: exo-alpha-sialidase activity.